This is a messenger RNA of Fomitiporia mediterranea MF3/22, 1995 nucleotides long. RefSeq lists its product as uncharacterized. Gene Ontology annotation, molecular function: phosphatidylinositol-4-phosphate phosphatase activity. Gene Ontology annotation, cellular component: endoplasmic reticulum. Bases 1 to 1995 code for a protein of 664 amino acids. Gene Ontology annotation, biological process: phosphatidylinositol dephosphorylation. NCBI's taxonomy places the organism in Eukaryota, Fungi, Basidiomycota, Agaricomycetes, Hymenochaetales, Hymenochaetaceae. The record is from RefSeq and is a predicted model, not a curated record. The transcript is spliced from 13 exons.
AUGGCACCCAAUCCUGCAUAUAGACGCCUUAAUCUGUGGGUACGAUAUAUUAUAUGCAUAUUUUAUUCUGACAGGGUCUUCAGGUAUACUACCCGCGAAACGUACACGUUCGUUCCAGCAGAUGGUGGGGACCGUAGUCUUACGGUAAAUAGGACGUCUGGGGAGAUUCAAGUUGGAUCCAAUUUCCAGACUAGUGUAAAUAAUGUCGACCUUAAGAGCUCCGAUAUUUUCGGAAUAAUUGGAAUAAUUUCGUUAGCUAUCACCGACUACAUUGUCGUAAUGACUGGUCUCGAGUUCAAGGGCGAACUACUUGGCCACGAAGUCUUCCGUGCCACCAAGUUCGAAAUGCUACCCAUGAAUCCGGACGUCGAGCCAGAAUUAUACCCAGCUGAAAAUUAUUUAAUGGGAUUACUACGAAAUCACCUUGAGACUGGACUGUUUUGGUUUAGCUAUACUUGGGACUUGACGCGUCGCUUGCAGGCGCAGUGGAAUGAUAAUAGUGAUGGCAAGUUCCUAUGGGAGGUUGCAGAUGAUAGAUUCUUUUGGAAUAAGUAUGGAACAACAUUUUGGGAUUCGGCUUACUCUACUAAAGUAAAAACAAAGAUUGGCCCCUUUAUUUUGCCUCUCCUAUUUGGCACCUUCGAUAUUCGGCCAACGACUUUAAAUGGCUAUUCGAUGCGUCUUUGCCUGAUCAGCCGACGUUCGCGAUACCGCGCCGGGACGCGUUACUUCCGUCGCGGCAUGGACCGCGAUGGCCAUGUCGCGAACUUCAAUGAAACGGAGCAAAUCUUACUUGUCGACAAGAACGGCAAGGGCUUAGGCGAACCUGGAACACGUCUCAGCUUCGUCCAGGUCCGAGGAAGCGUCCCACUCCACUGGGCCGAAAUCAAUAAUCUUCGGUAUAAACCCGAGUUACAGAUCAUGGAGUUACCAGAUACAGAAACUGCUAUGCGUGUCCAUUUACAAGAACUCGUCAGUAUAUACGGAGAGUCGGCUCUUGUCAGUCUUGUUAACCAGAAGGGCCACGAACUACCGCUCAAGGAGGCAUUUGAAAGGUACAUCCAGAAGGUCGUGCGAAACUUUGCUCAGCUGAACUUACCUAAAGUAAGAUAUGAGUAUUUCGACUUCCAUGCUGAGUGCAGCAAGAUGCGUUGGGACCGAAUAAGUCUCCUAAUCGAUAAAUUAAAGGGCGACUUGCUUCGGGAUGGGUACCUGCAGCAAGGUGUUAUCCGGACAAAUUGUAUGGACAAUCUUGAUCGGACCAAUGUCGCGCAAUCUGCUAUUGCGAAGUGGAUGCUGAACAGGCAGUUGCGCGAUAUCGGUAUACUCAAAGAGCAUGAAAGUGUGGACACGUAUGAUGAUUUCAUGCACCAUUUCCGAAACAUGUGGGCAGAUCAUGCAGACUUAAUUUCAAAAGCGUACAGCGGUACUGGAGCUCUCAAGACUGACUAUACGAGAACCGGUAAACGGACAAAUAAUGGUCUCCUCGAAGACGGUCUGAACUCCGUCAUGCGCUAUCUGAAGAACAAUUUCUUGGACGGCCCGAGACAGGACGGCUUCGACCUCUUCACUGGUGGAUGGACGCCACAACGGGGCCGCUCUGCUUUGGGCAACCUCUGCCUGGACACACGGCCACUUUUUAUUCGAGCUAUUCCGACGCUCGUGUCCCUCUCCUUGUUCAUGAUCUGCGCUGGUCUGACGCUUCCACGAUCUUCUGACUAUUCCCUUUCCUACUGGUUUGCUUUAUGGAUGUCCCUAUUCGUUCUUGCUAUCGGCUUUGUUUUGGCACACGGAGUGGCGUAUGUCUCUUGGCCUCGGCUGAACCCGAUGACGGACCUGAUAGAGUACAACGGACCUGGAUUCAAAGGCAAGAGACAUGGUCGCGGUCUAGGGCUGGUCGCUGCGCCUGGAUUGCGACAGUCGCAGUUCACGAAAAAGCGUGUGCAUGCGCAGGAGAUCGGAUUGGGGACGUUUGCGAAGAAGAGGGUCGAUUAG